Carassius auratus (goldfish) is the source of this 1092-nucleotide messenger RNA. Its product is annotated as microfibril-associated glycoprotein 4-like. Gene Ontology annotation, molecular function: protein-macromolecule adaptor activity; extracellular matrix structural constituent. Lineage: Eukaryota; Metazoa; Chordata; Actinopteri; Cypriniformes; Cyprinidae. Gene Ontology annotation, biological process: platelet aggregation; positive regulation of heterotypic cell-cell adhesion; blood coagulation. Gene Ontology annotation, cellular component: fibrinogen complex. Bases 124 to 846 code for a protein of 240 amino acids. The transcript is spliced from 6 exons. The record is from RefSeq and is a predicted model, not a curated record.
UGAAGAGGAGGAGCCUGAAAAUCUGACAGAUAUAUAAGGAGUAUUUGUUUCAAGCAGAACAACACACAAAUGGUAAAACGGAUAUCUGUUGUGAUCUACUGAGAAAAGAUUGAGAAGUGGGAAAUGAUGAUAUUUUUAGUGGCUCUUCUUCCAGUUGUAUUGGGCAUUGACUGUAAAUUCAUGCCAUUCGACUGUUCUGACAUCUAUAAAUCAGAACAAAAAAAUAGUGGGAUUUACCCCAUCUAUCCAACAGAUGAUGUUCCUCUCUGGGUUUAUUGUCAGAUGAUCUCAGAUGGGAAAGAUGAAGACAAUGGAGGAUGGACGGUGAUUCAGAGGAGAAUGGACGGCAGUGUGAAUUUCUUUCAGCCGUGGAAUCAGUACAAGAGAGGAUUUGGGAAUGUGGAGGGAGAAUACUGGCUGGGGCUGGAGAACAUGUACCAGCUGACACGCAACAACAAGUACAUGCUGAGAGUGGAUCUGGAGGACUUCACUGGAAGGAAAGGUUUUGCUCUGUACUCGUCUUUCUCUGUGGGUCCUGAAGCUGAUGGGUAUAAACUACAAGUUUCAGGAUUCAAGGCUGGAGGAGCAGGUGACUCUUUGACCGAACACAGCAAUCAGAAAUUCUCCACCUUUGACAGGGAUCAAGACUCUAAUGCAACAAACUGUGCCAGACAGUACCUCGGGGGAUUUUGGUACAAAAAGUGCCAUGCAACAAACCCCAAUGGUGUGUAUAUAUGGGGUGAAGAUUCCACACAUUACGCCAUUGGAAAUAUAUGGAAGACCUGGAAGAACAAUUUCACUGUUGGUAUGAAAUCCAUCAUCAUGAAGAUCAGACGUGUUUCUUAGACAUUCGAAGAAACAUUACAGUGUUUCUCAAAAUUAAAAUACAAAUCAAUCAAAUUAAGGUUGAAAAGUUUCCUUUUCUCUGUAAACUGUGUAACUUAGAAAAUCUGGUGUUGUGUACACAUAAUUUAUUAUUAUUUAUGUUUUGGGUUACUUUUUAAAAUUUACAACGGAAACAAAUAAGUUAUCUUCAAUAAAUUGUAGCAAUUAAAGGCAUUAUGUGCUGUUGUAUAUUUUUUCCACAUUAGA